Messenger RNA from Branchiostoma belcheri (Belcher's lancelet), 2239 nucleotides. Its product is annotated as 3 beta-hydroxysteroid dehydrogenase type 4-like. The record is from RefSeq and is a predicted model, not a curated record. Gene Ontology annotation, biological process: steroid biosynthetic process. NCBI's taxonomy places the organism in Eukaryota, Metazoa, Chordata, Leptocardii, Amphioxiformes, Branchiostomatidae. Gene Ontology annotation, molecular function: 3-beta-hydroxy-Delta5-steroid dehydrogenase (NAD+) activity.
CGAAGAUAUGAGAUCGUGGAACUCUUGUUGUCAAUCAUUUUGUUUCGCAUCAGGGAGGUUGGUUGCACCUUUACCGUACUCUCAUUAUUCCCAUAAUUCCAAUCAAGGCCGAUGUGAAAACCUAAGUCAACGUCGUUUCUUCCCUCUUCGGCCCCUUUAUUUCUGCACGAACGUCUCCAGUCUAGUAUAGGGCAAAGUCCAGUAUUGAGCUCAGACAUUAGAAAGGCCAAGGACUGAAGGAGGUUCAAUACGAUCAACUUUUCCUGAUCUUUCCUGUUUCAAGUGGUCGAACAUCGCCGUCACAAAAGAGUCCGAUUCAGUACGAUGCCUAAGGAUCUGACUUACGUGGUGACGGGUGGAUAUGGGUUUGUCGGGCUCCGGAUCGUGAAGAUGUUAGCAGAGAAGGGAACUAACAUCCGGGAAAUUAGAGUGGUUGGCAGGAACACGCGAAACUUUCAGCCGCCCGACGUGGGAGAUAAAGAAAUCAACGUCUAUGCCAUGGCCGGGGAUGUAAGGGACCCUGUGCGCAUGUCAGAAAUCUGCACAGACGCAGAUGUCGUCAUCCAUACAGCGGCAGUGGUCGAUUUUCUGGGAUCGAUGAGUGACGACAUCCAAUGGGAUAUCAAUGUGAACGGAACGGAAAACCUCCUGCAGUGCUGUGAGAACGCAGACGUUCCAUGUUUCGUCUACACGAGCGACACGGCGGUCAUUGGUCCAAACUCUCGCGGUGAUCCCAUAGAGAAUGGCGACGAGAACACUCCUUACGACACCUCUCGUCCACUCAUGACCUACAACAGGACCAAGGCUGCUGCGGAGAAGGCCGUUCUCCGCAAGAACGGACGCAAAACUAAGCACGGGAAAACACUUCACACUUGCAUUCUACGGCUUGGCUCACUGUUUGGCGAGGGUGAGAUGCCUGUAAUCAAACAUAUUCUGGACAACGGGAUCGACCUCUUCGCCAAGUCCCAGCCACGAGUGGGUAGGAAAGCCACCAAGUCACGCCUGACCUACACAGGGAACGUGGCCUGGGCUCAUCUUCUGGCCGCAAAAAGACUUCUGCAGUCACCAGAAACCGUCGGCGGCGAGGUCUUCUUUGUCGCUGACGACACUCCCGUUGGGAGCGAUUCCUGUAUUCACAACGCCAUCUUCAAUCCUUGCGGAAUCCGUUGGGAUGACAACCUCGUGCUUCCUCUCUGGCUUCUCUAUUUCAUUGCUUUCAUCUUAAAGUGGCUUAGCAUUCUCAUGAAACCUUUCUACAACUUUGUUCCGCCGCUAAACCGCGAGAUUCUGAUUCUUGUCAACACUAAUUUCUUCUUCAGCUACAAGAAGGCCACCAGGCUUCUUGGCUACAAACCGCUGUUCACGUGGGAAGAGGCCAGGGAGAAGACGGCCGCAUGGUUCGUGGACUGGAAGGCAAGAGGUGCUACGUUUCAAAGUGAUCAUAUUACGCUAUAGGUGCUACAAUAACCUUUCAUACCAUUUAACUACAAAUUGGUGUAAAGGUGAUGAAAUUUAACUGAACGUCUUCGUAACUGUCCGUUCGGUUCCAAGUGUUGCAGUUUGUAGCUGUCCCGAUGAAUGUCGCUACAGCACCACAGAUCAGAGUUUGUCAUGGUGCCCAUAGCUUGCACGAAUGCAUAACUUCAGCACAAUCUUACCACAAAGUUACCGGAAUCGUGUAGUAGCCCAUACAGUUGCAGAGAGCAUUCAUAAUCAAAAACACGAUUGAAAACAUACACUGAUAAUUCAACACAAGUUCACCUAGUUUUGAAGCUGUUGACUGUAUACAUCGUAUAUAACUAAUUGUGAUUAGCCCACUCGAUUGUAACACUUUAUCAAAGACUUGUGCUAUCCCUUAUUAUUUAAAUAAUUAUGAUAUAGAUAUGUUAGGUUUUAUUCGACAUUAGGUCUUAUUCAACACACUUAUUUCAUUGUUGUUACUCUCUUUAUGUAGUUUGCCAUACAUUGUACAGAUGUGCAAUUGUCGUGCAAUAAAGUUCUUCUUCUAUAACCAUAGUGUUCCGUCACAGUGUUCCGUCAUGUUGUGUGGGGAGGCGUAUUCAAUCUUAAGUAGCGUUGUAAAGAAUGUAGACGUUAUCAUCUUAUUUAGGGACAUAACUUAAUAAUUCUGAUUUGUAACUGAUUUUCUUCAGUUCGUUCUAGUUCUGCUCGAAGAUGUAAAACGUGAGUGUGAUCCCUUGCCCGCAGUAUUAUCAGCAGCACUACAUUAGUAAUUGAU